CGAAGCAGCGGGACUGCUUUUGAGAGAAGUUACGUACGGUAUUAUGGUACUUGAUCUACAUGAACCUCCGGUUUGGUUUCUGCACGGUACUUGGUACUGUCCUUUAGUACGAGUGCUACUACUCGUACUCGUGCUCGCGACAGAGCCCGUCCGUACAUCACAGUUCCGUGAGGUAAAAAUGUACAGCACUGUAACGUCGAAAUGCACCAUUUUGGUGCCGCACAGAUCCAAAGGAAGCAAACGCGACGCAGCAUUGCCAUUCGCAAUACGGAAUACGCAAUACGCAAUACGCAAUUCCGUUCCGCACAGGACGACAGGACGAAACUAGCAAAGCCAAGAAAAGCAAGGCAAAUCAAUCGUGCCAUGGCGAGGGGCGGGAGCAAGCCGUUUCCGAAGCGGACCGGCGAGUCCCUGACCCUGGGGUUCGAGAGCGUCCUGGUCGGGGAUUCCGGCCGAUCGCCCAAGGAAUUCCUCGGGGUCGCCGUCGAGGUCGUUCCCGGUGGAAAGGAGCUCUACAUCGGGUCCAACUACAAGGUCAAGUGGAAGCACGCAGUCGAUCUGAAACUCCUGGGCCGGAACGACGGCGCUGAUGUCCAAGACGGCGCCAGCGACAGCGACGGCGAGGGGGAGGAGGGCUUCGAGCUGACCUGCGGCCCCUCGUCCGGGAGCGGCGAGUCCCGCCGCGUCUUUUUGGUCCGUGGCCCCCUCCGGAGCGCGGUUUCCUGGGCGGCCUUCUCGGCAGCCCUCGGGGGGCGCUUCCGCAGGGAGACCCGCCGCCGCAGGCGCAGGCAGGACAAGAUCGAGGCAGAGGCCGAGGAGGAGCGCCUGAGGGAGGAGGAGGACCGGAGACAGAGGCUCGCUAGGGGCCGGAGCUACCGGUCGGGCAGGAGCUCCCGGUCCUACUCGAAGCGGCCCUACGACUUUAUGCGCAAAAACGCGGCCAACAUCGCCCGGAACGCCGAGGCAUGGUCCGACGACGAGGAAGAGGAGACCUACGGCCGGCAAGAAGAAGAACCCGAAGUAGAACCACAAGAACCACAAGAUCAAGAGCAAGAAAUCCCGAGGGACGCUGCACCUCACGGGGGUCCAGACGAUGGGAACGAGAGCGGCGAGGAGGAAGAGGAACACGAAUUCGGUGGUGAAACUUGCGAAGACGCUGGCACCAGCGACAACCCAGAAGGAACCGAGGCAGAUCGAUCGGAGACGCCCCGUUCCCCGCCCAGCAUUGAGAAAGAAGUAAAAGACGAUGGCGACGAAGAAGAAGCCGGUCAGGGCGACGACGACGACGACGACGACGAUGAAGACGAAGAAGAACAGGUGGCACCACCUCCUUCCCGGGGCUCCAGAACCACCGGCAGCGCUAGCCAUCCGUCUCGCAGCACCAAGCAGCCCAGGCGCAGGCGCAGGGGCCCCGUCCUGGACGAUUCCUCGGACGAGGAGGGAGGCAACGGGCAGGGCGAGAGCGAGAGCGACGGUGAGGCUUCCGCAACGGCAACGACGACGACUACCUCGGCAGCGGUCCAGCGGGUGGUGACCCCACCGGUUGGGAACGCAACCGGCUCGAAAAAGAAAGCAAAGCCAAAUCCCGCCUCGCUCGAGGCCUUCUUCCGGCCCCGGGCCAGAACCAGCAAGGUGACCCAAGCCAAAGCACGGACAAACGCGGACGCCUCCGAAACAGAAGCCGAAACCGGCACCGCUAAGUCCGAGACCGCGGUUUCCAAACCCACCGGUGGCGGUCCCUCAAGCUCCUUUUUUGCUCCGCGGGGUAAUCUGCAAAAGCCCCUGGCACCGAGUACGCCCCCCCGUUCUCCCGGGAACAAGACACCGGUGAGGUCUGAAAAGCAGCGAAACAAGACCCCGAGGCCCGGCCUGCUCGAGAGGGCGGAGGCCUCGGGGGGGAGUCCACCCGGCGACGAAGCAAUGGUCUCCUCCGCCAAAAAGACCGCGGCGGCCAAAGACCAAACACCACUGCGGUUCCCGGUCCUUGCUUCCCUCCAGAGCGGGACGCGCUCCGAUCCAGAUCGCUCGUCGCAUAGCGGGGUAGCCCGCGCCGAAACUGAAGCCGAGGCCGAGGACCCCAUCGAAGACUUUGGGCCAUCGUCGCAGUCGCCCAGAUCGAAGCGGCCCCUCUUCUCGCCUUCCGGAAGCCGCGGGUCUACGGCCUUGCGGAUCAAACGCCGGCGGCUGCGGCUGAGGGGGGCCUCCAAGAGCGCCCUCGAGGCCCUCGAUUUUGCCGAUGCCAAGACGGUACGGUCCCCCCUCCAACCCCAGCGGCUGGGCCAAAGGGUCGAGGAGGCCGCCGGUUCCUCCGGCGGGCAUUCCCUGUGGAGGGGCCUCCGGAACGACGGAAACUCCUGCUACGUCAACGCAUCGCUCCAGCAGCUCUUCUCGGUGCCAGCCUUUAUGGAGGCCCUGGCGGCCAGGACGAGGGGAAAAGGGGGCAGCAGCGGGGACGGACUGACGCUGACCACCGCGCUCGUGGACCUCUACCGCGACCUCUUCGGAGGGAGCCCCCGCACCGAUUCCCCGGCGCCCUUGGCUUCCGCCUCGGCCGGGAGGGUCAAGGCCGCCGUGGACCGUCUGACGGACCGCUUUAGGGGGUGCCAGCAGCGGGACGCCCACGAGUUCCUCGGGGAGCUCAUCGAUCGGGUCCACGACGAGCUGGUGGGAGCGGCGGGAGGGGAAGAAGGAGAGAACCAGCCCAUCGAGCCCACGGACGAGUUCUUUCGCUGGAACGUCAAGGUCUGCCUGGAGUGCAAGCACUGUGGCUAUUCCCGGUACGUACCACUGCCACCAACAAGGACCGCCGGCUUUUGAGUUGUGUGUGUGUGUGUGUGUGUGUGUGUGUGUGUGUGUGUGUGUGUUUUGUUUUUGUUUUUUUGCAGUGGUUCUUUGUGUCGCAUUCGUCGCCGCGGAUCGUUGAGCUCACUCUGUGCUUGGUUGUCGUCCCACCUCCGAAACACUUCAUCCAGCUCGAAAGAGGAGAUGCACCGGUACCUGUCGAUCGACAUCGAUCACGGGUCUGCCGAUUCCGGGCCGGCGGUUGGAGCGUGCCUGGCGAGGUUUUUUAGCCCCGAGGACCGCGAGAUCGACUGCGAGAAAUGCAAGAUCGGCAAAACCGCGACGCAGACCAUGGAGGUCCUCUCCCCGCCCAGGGUCGUCCUCCUCCAUCUCAAGCGCUUUCUCGUGGAGGAACGGGCCAAGGGGGGCAGUGGUCCGCCCGGGCUGGUCUUUCGAAAAAACAGGGCCCCUGUGGAGCUGGCCGAGGCACUGGACAUCGAAGCGGUGCGGGGCGACCUAACGAAAAGCGACCGUGACAACGACAACGACAAGCCCAGCGAUGGGCCCGCCACCACCCAGAGGCACCGCUAUUCGCUCCGGUCCGUCGUCCACCACAUCGGGAGCACCUCCGUCUCGGGCCACUACACGGCGGACGCGCUGCGGAAGGACCCCCUCAGCGGGGAGGACCGGUGGGUCUCCUACGACGACGGGGCCACGGCCGAGACGAAGCAGGGGGUGGUGGUCGGGUCCUCCAGCAACCAAAAGACCGCCUACAUGCUAUUGUACGCUUCGGCCCCGAGCGGGGCGGCGGGCCCGUAGGCGGCUUGUGCCGGAUACCUGUGCCCCAGCCACCGGUGGCCCUUGCGGGGGUGCUGCCAGAAGUGCGAGAAAGCAAUAAUGGUCUCGAGUCGAC
Molecule: messenger RNA, 3694 nt
Organism: Pseudo-nitzschia multistriata
Lineage: Eukaryota; Bacillariophyta; Bacillariophyceae; Bacillariales; Bacillariaceae
Source: the annotation of a GenBank genome assembly